Messenger RNA from Trichoderma gamsii, 2454 nucleotides. RefSeq names its product binuclear zinc transcription factor. Gene Ontology annotation, cellular component: nucleus. The record is from RefSeq and is a predicted model, not a curated record. Gene Ontology annotation, biological process: DNA-templated transcription. NCBI's taxonomy places the organism in Eukaryota, Fungi, Ascomycota, Sordariomycetes, Hypocreales, Hypocreaceae. The transcript has 7 exons. Gene Ontology annotation, molecular function: DNA binding; zinc ion binding. The coding region runs from base 1 to 2454 and encodes 817 amino acids.
AUGGCUGAUAAACUUCACGAUAACGUGUCCCGAGUGAAGAGGUUCAAUGUUCUCGGAACAGCGACUUUCAUUGGCCUUCGCUCCGCAGACGUCGCUUUUCAAUAUACUCUUCUUAAUGACGGAUGGGCAUCAAAACUGGUGCAGACCCUGGGUGGACGAUCUGUGGAAUUGGCGCAACUGAACUCGGCUGCAGGCCUACAGCCAUAUUAUACAAUUAUCGCCAUGAUGGCCCUCGGUAGCAGCUUGAAGCAGAUCAUAACGAUGCUUGUCGUAUCGGAGCAAGACAUGCCAGUCUCAUCAGCCAUUGUCAUCUCUCUAUUCAAUACUGUCUUCAACUCCCUCAAUUCACUAUUCUCUGUCUGGAAUGUUACCUCGAGAUCUCCGCCGACGACUGGUUCUAUCGUCGAGUCACCAUCGGUUAUCGCUGGUCUCGGAUUCUACCUCAUCGGCAUUUCCGUUGAGCUGCUCUCAGAGCUCCAGCGCACAGCCUUUAAGAAGGACCCCGCCAACAAGGGCAAGCCUUACGCGGGAGGCUUAUUUUCCCUCGCCACACACAUCAACUAUGGCGCCUAUACUAUUUGGAGGGCUUCCUACGCCUAUACUUCAGGAGGUGGGUUGUGGGGGAUUCUUGUCGGACUGUUCUUCUUCUACGAUUUCGCGCAUCGUGGGGUGCCAGUUUUGGACGAAUACCUUUCCCAAAGAUUAGAAACGCGGCUAGCGAGCCUCGAGAGUAUUGUGAAAAGUUCUCGAGAUGAUAGGCUGAAGCGUACCUCAAACAACGAUGAUAUUAUUGAAUCAGUCCCCGAUGCCGAUGAAAGAGUUGAUGAUGCCGCUAGCAAAGCGAAUUCGCCAUUGAAUAAAGAAGCAGAGACAGAGUCUCCAACUCUGCCGUCGUUUGAGACGAGCCCCAUCGGGCGGAUACCCGGUGCUGGCUGUUUAGAAGAUCUGACCAAGAUCUAUUUUAACAAAUUGCACUACAAGGCGCCGAUGCUGCGCCGAACACGCUUCUUAUCAAAGGACUUGUCAUCUAAUAUGCGUCCACCAAUGUACUUGCAAUAUGUUAUCGCGGCAUUAGCAGCAGCUAUAGUGGACAACUAUCGCGAUCUGGCCUUGACAUUGUAUCACCAGGCUAAGUUAUAUAUAGAGGACGAAGAGUUGAAGGAUUUUAGGCCACAGCCUGUGACCCUAGCUCAAGCCCAAUUCUGGUGCUUGAUAUCUUAUUUUGAGUCGCAACAAAUGCUCUUCUCACGGGCCUCGACGAGUCUAAGUCGCAGCUUCCGAAUAGCUCAGAUGCUACGCUUGCAUCAACUUGAUGGAGAAGUGUCACCAAAUGUGGCAGAAACGAAGAACCGGCCUGAAUUAGAAGAAGCACGCCGUACAUGGUGGGUAAUAUUUUGCUCCGACCGCUUUGUUUCAGGAUCAACGGGGUGGCCUGCCAUGAUCAACGAUGAUGAUAUAUCCACCUUUCUCCCUGCGUCAGAAGAAGCCUUUGAGAGCGGUGUGGGGGAAUCGACAGGCUUCUUAGGCAAAACACUGCAAGCACGCUGCAACAAAUACUCGUCUUUUGCGGGGAGAGUGCUCGCUGCCCACCUGUUUUAUCAAAGUGCGAAACAUGUUUCAGAACCUUUGUUAGAUGAACAUGCUACAGACAUUCGCAAUGGCUCAUUCUGGACGCGACACACUAUGAUUGAUAACGACUUGGCGACUUUGUUGAUGCGUUUGCCGGAAAAUCUGCAGCUUCCAAAGAGUCUCCAAUGCCAGAACGCUCUCUUCACAAAUAUUAUGAUUCACACGACCAUUAUAUGCCUCAACCGGGCGGCUAUACGAGAGACACGACGAUUGGCUCUACCCUCCUCUCUAAUGAACCGCAGCCAAGCUCGGCUGAUGAGCGCGGCGGAAGAAAUCUUCAACAUCCUCCGGGAGAUAUCGGACAUGGACGGUGCGUUCAGUAAUCCAUUACUGGAAUAUUCCGCUUAUGUGGCUUCGUCCGUUUAUCUUGACAAGUCUAUUGGCGGGCUUAAAAGACAGGCAGAAUUUAACUUGACGUACCUCCUCCACAUCAUGAUAGCUCUCAGUAAAACCAAUGCAGUGGCUCGGUCGCUGGCAAAUCAGUUAGCAGAGGACAUGAAGAACAUUGGGCUAGAUUCUUCUGCAAUUGAACUAGCAAUCCAAUCGCCCAUGGCUCCCGCUCCAGUUCCAUUGUUUACAAACGAUGACUCUAAUUCGAUGAUUCUAUUCUGCUCCAACCAGAAUCAUUCUGGGUCGCAAGAUGUCACGCCCAUGCCGCCAGAUUCUAGAUCAACUGGUUCGACAAGAAGUGCCGAUAUGACAGACACGGCAAAUAUGACACCCCAAGUGCUAUGGGCUAGGGAAUCGGCCACCAGUCUUGCCACAGAUAUUGAACCACCAGUUCUCUGGGUCGAUAUGGGAUUCGAUAUGGGAUACGUGUGCUGA